GUGACGUCAGGCCUGAGCGGAAGUGUAACACGGUAUUCAUUGUGUGGAGGUGGGUGCUGUUAGCUGUUUAUCGUUACUGCGAAAAUGCCGGAGUUGGCGGUGGAAAACGUGGUCGUUCAUCCCUUGGUGUUGCUCAGCGUGGUUGACCAUUUCAACAGGAUAGGAAAAGUCGGCAACCAGAAACGAGUGGUCGGUGUCCUCCUUGGGUCAUGGCAGAAAAAAGUUCUUGAUGUUUCAAACAGUUUUGCAGUGCCGUUUGACGAGGAUGACAGGGAUGACUCCGUGUGGUUCCUGGAUCAUGACUACCUGGAGAACAUGUAUGGCAUGUUCAAAAAAGUGAAUGCCAGAGAAAGGAUAGUUGGAUGGUACCACACAGGUCCCAAGUUACACAAGAAUGACAUUGCUAUCAAUGAGCUCAUCAAGCAGUACUGUACCAAUUCGGUGUUAGUCAUUAUAGAUGUGAAGCCCAAAGAUCUUGGUCUACCCACAGAAGCAUACAUCUCUGUGGAGGAAAUACAUGACGAUGGCACUCCAACAUCUAAGACAUUUGAACAUGUCACCAGUGAGAUCGGAGCUGAGGAGGCAGAGGAAGUAGGUGUGGAGCACCUGCUCAGAGAUAUCAAAGACACAACAGUGGGUACUCUGUCGCAACGGAUCACAAAUCAGGUUCACGGCCUGAAGGGACUCAACUCCAAGCUGCUGGACAUUCGCUCUUACCUGGAGAGGGUGACGGCAGGAAAACUUCCCAUCAACCACCAGAUCAUCUACCAGCUGCAGGAUGUUUUCAACCUGCUGCCAGAUGUUAAUCUGCUGGAAUUCACAAAAGCCUUCUACCUUAAGACCAACGACCAGAUGCUGGUGGUCUACCUGGCCUCACUCAUACGUUCUGUUGUGGCUCUGCACAACCUGAUCAACAACAAGAUUUCCAACCGAGACGCAGAGAAAAAGGAGGGACAAGAAAAAGAGGAGGGAAAGAAAGAGAAGAAAGAUGACAAAGAGAAAAAAGAUGAGAAGGACAAAGACAAGGAGAAGGAGAAAGCGGAUGGUGCCAAGAAAGAUGAGAAGAAGAAAAAAUGAGCGCUCUACCUUCAAGGUCUUUUCUCAGAUUACACAGUCUUCCUUUGGAUGGUGUUCUACUUUUCGCCUGCAGCCACCGAUCACUAUGUGGGUCUCAGGCUAAAAGUAGGACUCUAUAUGGGGAAGUCUGUCAUUUGAGAUUUGGACUCCUUGUCAAUUGGCACUCAUAAAGACUGUUAUUAUCAUACAGAGAUAAAGAUGUUCGCGUCUUUGACAUUCUGAACUAUGAGAAUAUUUUUAUUCUGUUUUCAUGGUUGCCAUGCUCCUUGUGUGGUACAACAUCUGAUAUUGCUUUUUUGUAAUAUGGAAAAAUAUGUUUCUGUUUCUGUAUCAUUAAUUAAACUGGGAAUCCUAUUAUAAACA
Notolabrus celidotus (New Zealand spotty) is the source of this 1440-nucleotide messenger RNA. It is a transcript of the gene psmd7, whose product is annotated as proteasome 26S subunit, non-ATPase 7. The record is from RefSeq and is a predicted model, not a curated record. The transcript has 8 exons. Gene Ontology annotation, cellular component: proteasome complex; proteasome regulatory particle. Bases 85 to 1077 code for a protein of 330 amino acids. NCBI's taxonomy places the organism in Eukaryota, Metazoa, Chordata, Actinopteri, Labriformes, Labridae. Gene Ontology annotation, biological process: proteasome-mediated ubiquitin-dependent protein catabolic process. Gene Ontology annotation, molecular function: metallopeptidase activity; protein binding.